AUGACAGACCGCAAAUUUGGCCCUGAUGUCGAGAGCGGAAAGGAGGAACUCGGCGCGAGUGUCGUCCAGUAUGAGUCCUCGGGCUCGCCCAUCAGCGACGCCGAGAAGGCGCUGCGAUGGAAGCAGGACAAGCGCAUCGUGCCGCUCUCGGCAGGCAUCUAUUUCUUAUGCUACCUGGACCGGUCGAACAUUGGGAACGCCAAGAUCAUGAACUCAUCGACGGGCAACGAUCUCAUGACGGAGACGGGCAUGUCCAACUUCGAGUACACGAUCGCGCUCAUGAUCUUCCUCGUCGCGUACGGGCUGUUCGAGGUGCCGUCGAACAUCCUGCUCAAGAAGCUGCGGCCGUCGCGCUGGAUCGCCUUCCUCAUGUUCUCGUGGGGCGCGCUGACGAUCGGGCUCGGCGGCGUCCACAGCUACGCGUCCGUCACCGUCGUGCGCUUCCUGCUCGGCGUCUUCGAGGCCGGCCUGUUCCCGGGCCUCGUCUACUACCUCACGUUCUGGUACAAGGCCGAGGAGCGCAGCAUCCGCGUCGCCUUCAUCCUCGCGUCGGCGACGCUCGCCGGCGCCUUCGGCGGGGCCAUCGCCUACGGCAUCGGGCACAUGAACGGCGCCGGCGGCCUGUCCGCCUGGCGCUGGCUCUUCAUCAUCGAGGGCGUGCCCUCCUGCAUCUCCGCCUUCUUCGUCUGGUUCCUGCUGCCCGAUUACCCCGAGAGCGCCCGGUGGCUGACCACCCAGGAGCGCGACCUCGCCGUCGACCGCCUCCGCCUCGAGGGCAGCAAGGGCCACCACAAGGCGAUGACCCGCGCCGAAGCCGUCCAGACCCUCACCGACUGGCGCCUCUGGGGCCACUACGUCGUGUAUUUCGGCAUCUCGACCCCCUUCAGCUCCUUAUCCCUCUUUACCCCCUCCAUCACCGCCGGCCUCGGCUACCACGACCUCCAGGCGCAGCUCAUGACCGUGCCGCCGUACGCUGUCGCCUACGUCGUGCAGAUCCUGACGUCCUGGUCGGCGGACCACUUCAACGCGCGGGGGCUGCACUCGGCGGCGCUGGCGACGGUGGGGGCGGUGGGGUUCCUGGCGUCGGCGGCGCUGCCGGCGGAGGCGUACGGGCCGCGGUACGGGUGCCUGAUAGUGGCGGCGUCGGGGGCGUUCGCGUGCAUCCCGCCGCUGCUGGGGUGGCUGUCGUCCAACAUCUUCAGCACGGCGUCGGUCGGGCUCGCCAUCGCGCUCAACAUCGGGCUCGGCGGCGCCCCCGGCCAGAUCGUCGGCGUCUGGAUCUACAGGGCCGACGAGGCCAAGGCCGGCUACCCCACCGGCCACUGGACCAACGCCGCCCUCCUCCUCAUGGUCGCCGCCGGCUGCCUCCUGCUCCGCGUCUACUACGCCCGCCGCAACCGGCGCAUGCUCACCGAGAGCGGCGCCGGCGCCGGCGCCGAGGUCCGCCUGUUCAAGUAUUGA
Molecule: messenger RNA, 1461 nt
Organism: Durotheca rogersii
Lineage: Eukaryota; Fungi; Ascomycota; Sordariomycetes; Xylariales; Xylariaceae
Product: MFS general substrate transporter
Exons: 3
Coding region: 1-1461 (486 amino acids)
Biological process (GO): transmembrane transport
Cellular component (GO): membrane
Molecular function (GO): transmembrane transporter activity
Source: RefSeq, a predicted model, not a curated record